GGUUAGGAAGGGGGGGGGAGCGGAUUCAGGAAGUGCUGCUAGCUAGCACAUGGACGCCGCUUGUCGCAGUCUUGGGACUAGAGUACACCAGCCGCAGCAGCAAGCAGAAUGGCAGUGUUUGUAGACCUGAAUAUUACGAACUGUACUGAAGUAAAGAAGUUACAGAGCAUUAUUGAAAUGGCAGCACACCUCGGCUAUUCGGCUGUCGCCAUAAAUCAUGUAGCGGACAUGGAGAGAAAGAAAAUGGAAAUUGAAAAACCCAUAUCUCCUGCAGAUCUAUUCUCAUCGCUGCCUACUGUACAGGGAAAAUCGACACCAAUCAAAAUUCUUACUAGACUAACAAUUAUAGCAUCCGACCCUUCUCAUUGCAACGUGCUGAGAUCCACCUCGCCUUUAACCAGGCAGUAUGAUAUUGUGGCUGUCUAUCCCAAAACCGAGAAGUUGUUCCAUGCUGCGUGCACAAACAUCGAUGUGGACGUGAUAUGCAUCAAUGUUACAGAAAAAUAUCCAUUCUUCUUCCGAAAGCCACCUGUAAAUGCUGCAAUCGAGCGAGGCAUCUUUUUUGAGUUGAUUUACACCCCAGCAAUUAAAGACUCCACUUUAAGGAGAUACACAAUAUCUAAUGCACUCAGCUUAAUGCAGAUCUGCAAGGGGAAGAACAUAAUUAUUUCAAGUGCUGCAGAAAGGCCACUUGAACUGAGAGGUCCCUAUGAUGUUGCCACAUUAGGCUUGCUGUUUGGAUUGUCGGAAGCAGCCGCCAAAGCCGCCCUGUCUGUAAACUGUCGCUCUGCCCUUCUUCAUGGUGAGACCAGGAAGACGGCUUUUGGCAUCACUCUUACUGUGAAGAAACCAAAAUCGGAGGAAGAUGAACCAACAACAGUAGAACCAGUUUUCAAAAAAGCUAAAAAAGAAUAAGAUCUGUAUAGACCUUUAAACGCAUUUGUAUGUUCCACAAAGUGUUCAGUAUGUUCCAAUAAAAGAGAAUUGAAAGUG
Molecule: messenger RNA, 993 nt
Organism: Pseudophryne corroboree (corroboree frog)
Lineage: Eukaryota; Metazoa; Chordata; Amphibia; Anura; Myobatrachidae
Gene: RPP30
Product: ribonuclease P/MRP subunit p30
Exons: 12
Coding region: 109-915 (268 amino acids)
Biological process (GO): tRNA processing
Cellular component (GO): nucleolar ribonuclease P complex
Molecular function (GO): RNA binding
Source: RefSeq, a predicted model, not a curated record